Messenger RNA from Dipodomys ordii (Ord's kangaroo rat), 1800 nucleotides. It is a transcript of the gene Adora2a, whose product is annotated as adenosine A2a receptor. Gene Ontology annotation, molecular function: G protein-coupled adenosine receptor activity. The transcript is spliced from 2 exons. Gene Ontology annotation, cellular component: membrane. The record is from RefSeq and is a predicted model, not a curated record. Bases 1 to 981 code for a protein of 326 amino acids. Gene Ontology annotation, biological process: adenylate cyclase-activating G protein-coupled receptor signaling pathway; G protein-coupled adenosine receptor signaling pathway. Lineage: Eukaryota; Metazoa; Chordata; Mammalia; Rodentia; Heteromyidae.
AUGUAUGGGUUUGGAUUAAGUGACGAUUUCAUUGAAGUGCUUAAAUCAGUGUGGUGGCAAGGGGGUAGUGGUGAAGGAAGGUACAACAGCUUGGUGACCUGCACGAGGGCCAAGGGCAUCAUUGCCAUCUGCUGGGUGCUCUCAUUUGCCAUCGGCCUGACACCCAUGCUAGGCUGGAACAACUGCAGCCUGCUGAAGGAGGGCAGGAACUCCUCUUGUGGUGAAGGCCAGGUGACGUGUCUUUUUGAGGACGUGGUGCCAAUGAACUACAUGGUAUACUACAACUUCUUCGCUUUCGUCUUAGUGCCCCUGCUGCUCAUGCUGGGCAUCUACCUGCGGAUCUUUCUGGCAGCCCGGCGACAGCUGAAACAGAUGGAGAGCCAGCCCCUGCCAGGGGAGCGGACCCGGUCCACACUUCAGAAGGAGGUCCAUGCAGCCAAGUCAUUGGCCAUCAUUGUGGGACUCUUCGCCCUCUGCUGGCUGCCCCUGCACAUCAUCAACUGCUUCACCUUCUUCUGUCCCACGUGCAGCCAUGCCCCUCUCUGGCUCAUGUACCUGGCUAUUGUCCUUUCGCACAGCAAUUCUGUUGUCAAUCCCUUCAUCUACGCCUACCGGAUCCGUGAGUUUCGUCACACCUUCCGCAAGAUCAUUCGAAGUCACGUCCUGAGGAGGCAGGAACCCUUCAAGGCAGGGGGCACCAGCGCUCGGGCUUUGGCAGCUCACAGUGCUGAAGGAGAGCAGGCCAGCCUCCGUCUCAAUGGCCAUCCCCCUGGGGUGUGGGCCAAUGGCAGCGGUCCCCAUCCUGAGCGGCGGCCCAAUGGCUAUGCCCUAGGGCUGGUGAGUGGAGCGAGUGUCCAGGAAGCCCACCAGGAUGUGAGCCUCGAGGAUGUGGAGCUCCUUAGCUAUGAGCACAAAAGACCUUGCCCAGAGUUGUCUGGCAAAGAGGACCCCCUGGCCCAGGGCAGAGCAGGAAUAUCCUGAUGGUCCAUGGAGUUUGCCCCUUCCUGAGGGAAGCAAAUCAUUGUCUUUCUUGGCUGGACCAGUCACGUUGGGAGAAGAGUAAGCGUGCCAUGAGAGCCAUCAGGCAUCUGGUAACCACUUUGAAUGGAGAGGAAGGAGCCCCAAGCUGGCGUAGCAUGAGGCCCAGCAAGUCUGGCCUGAAGCCUGAGAAAGUAGAUGUUUCAUGCUGCGAGGCCGGGGCUGCAGCCCCAGCGGCCUCUUCACUGGGCAGGGCCCAGUCUUCCACUCCAGAUGCCUCUGGAAGUCCCAGUAGGUCUCUGCAGAGCUGCCAUGGCUUAGUGGACUGGCCUGCAGCAAACCUCCUGUCACACGCACGCCACCCUUCUCAGACUUCCUAGGGCUCAAGAAGCUGCUGGCCUGGAGGUGGCAUUUGACUAAUUUUUUUUUCCCCAGAAGAUAUGAGUGUGAGGAAAUCCUUUCUAUUUUAUUAUCUUCCUCUCCCUGGCUUCUGGGUCUGUUGCCUGUCCUGCUGCUAACCUGGCCUUGGGAGGAUGCCAGGGAGUCUCAGGCAGCCCUCUCCUAUUGUCAACCACGGCUGUGCACUGAACGCCCAGGGCCAUCUCUUGGGGGUGAUGAAAGUGGACUGGAGGACAAGUUGUAACAAGAACGAUGCCAGAGCAUGGGCUCAGGUCCCAGGGGGGCUGGAGCCUGGAGCCUGGAGCCUGGGCAGUUCAGAGCUGCCUCCAGAGAGGCCCUAUCAAACCGGCCUUUCCUUCUAAAGGGAGUGUUUGUUUUUUUCUGAGAUGAAAUAAAAAUGAGCCACAUCGUGUUUUAAGCUGU